UACCUGAAGAAAUAUUAAGAAGGGAUAUCGAUGCUAGAGAAAGGUUUUUGAAAAACUUCAAGGAAGAAAAUGUAAAAAUGUUUCGCGCCAGAGGCAUGAUAGUUGGAUGUGCAGGUGCAGGAAAAACAACUCUUCUUAGAAAGCUUCAUGGAGGAGGUAUAACAGAUGAAGAUGAACCCACUGAGACAACUAUCGGCCUUGAGGUCCAUGAAGAUUUAUUUAUUAUUAAGGAAAACAAGUUAACAGAUUUUGCGAAUGUUGACAACAGUAGAAAUCCAUAUCUUGACAACAACGUAAUAAGCAUGACAGACUUCGCAGGACAAGUGGCGUACUACGCAUGUCACCAGGUUUACCUCUCAAGAAGAGCAUUUUAUAUCGUGGUUGUCGACAUGUCUAAGAAGCUUGAUGAAGAAAGUCGAAUGUACGACACAGAUCGCCAUUAUCCAACAGGAUCUUUAUUUCACUCAUGGACUUAUGGAGACUACUUUCACUUUUGGCUGCAAACUAUAAACACUUAUUGCAAUGAUGGAAUAACACAAAAGGAUCCGAAUCACACAACAGUAAUCAAAGACUCCAGAGCGAAUGUCAAUUUUCAACCGGUAAUUCUUGUUGCCACCCAUAAAGACAAGCUGGGCACAAUUUUGCACACAUCGGAUACAUUUUACAGUCACCUAGAAGCGAGUUUAUCUAACGAACAAGCGUUGAAAAGGAUCCUAUCGCCAUUCCGAUAUUUUGAAGUAGAAUGUCCACCAAAAGAAUUGACUUGUAAUCAGCAAAGCUCAAUUAACUUUGUUAAGAAAUGUAUUGUGGAAACUGUACAACAGCUGCCACAGUGGGGAGAAAAGAUCCCUUUAAAAUGGUUUGAAUUGGAGAGAAUUCUUAAUCAGAAGAAAUCAAAUGGAGAUAGAAUUUUAAAGAGGAAUGAACUGAAAGAAACAGUAAAAACUUUUUCUAUGGACGAAAAUGACUUAAAUGAUGUUCUCCAUUUUUUACACGAAAUAGGAAAAAUCAUUUAUAUUUCUGUGGAUAAGCUCAAGGAAACUAUUAUCAUUGAUGUUCAGUGGUUUGUUGAUGCAUUCAAGUAUAUCAUAACUGACGAAAAGCAUUUUGCUAGGAUAGACAACAAGAACCCACUCGUCAAUACCGGGAAAAUUACUGGACAGUACAUUGAGGAGAUAUGGAAACGUACCGUAGACAAUCAUGUACAUUGUUUUGAUAAGAAAGUUACUAUUAAAACCGAUAAACAUCCUGAUUCCUUAUGGCAAUCUUACUUAAAUCAUAAAGAUGAAAUUCUACAGUACAUGGACAAACUUGGCCUGAUGACAAGAAUUGAAGGACAUGUAGGAGCUAACAAUGAGGAGGAGAUGUAUUACAUUCCGAGCAUGAACCGAACCGACCUUUCCGAUGACAGUAAAGAUGAAAUCAAAGGACAACAAAAAUCAGCUAUGAUGGUGUACUUUUUUAAGUCCUAUCUGCCCCAUUUUUUCUUCUUUCGAUUGGUGGUAAGUUGUUUAAAGAAAUGGAAAGUUUGCGAUGAAAAUUCUUUUUUUAAAAACGCUGCACUUUACAAGGCAGAAGAAGCUGGUCAUUAUUUUGCCAUCGCCGUCAGCAAAACAUCCAUACAGUUGCAAAUUUUUACACGUGAUGAAACCGUGAAACUGGGUGAAGAAUGCGUCAAGAAAAUCAGACAAACAGUGGAAGACUUUAUAAAGGAAAUAACAGAAACCUUUCACAAGGAAAUUAUCUAUGAUAUUGGUUUUUCAUGUAGCGACAUAAAAAUUACAGAUGAAGACGAAGAAUUCUUUUUGAAAGGGACAGACAUUAAACAAGAAAUUGGAAAUUUGAAUGAAAUAACUUGUCCAAAACAUUUUAUAGGUAAUACCAAACACAAAAUAGAUGCAGGUAAAAUACGUGUGUGUUUGUUGGAGAGAAAGUCAACUUCAUUUUCAAGUGACAAUUAGAAAGUUUUUUUUCAAACCUGCAAAACUUUCAUUAUAUUUUGAAAAAAGGUGUUGCGCUUCUGUACAUAAAACGUUAAUUCCCAAGGGACAAAAAAAGAAAAAAAAAUAGAUACACAAUUAUAGCUUGAUAAAGUAUAUACUUACGUUAUAUACAGUGUAUCUCUAAAUUUGAUACUUUGUCUUUACGUACAACUUUAUUAUAUUGUUUAACAUGUAUGCGAUAAGAAUCUUCCUUUAUUUAAUUUUUUUCUUUUGUUAUUGUUCUUUUUGACAGGAUAUAUUAGCAUGGUAACCAUAACCCAAAGAAAUAAAAUUAUCUUUACCCGGUUUAUGUUUGUGGCUUGAGAUCCUUCAAUCUGAACGAGUUUUAGAAUAUUAAUAUGGCUGUGUCUUUUUAGGUGCAUUAACAUUUUUAUGAGUGCACAUGUUAGUGAUCAAUUCAUUACAGAGAGAUGCAUUGUGUUCUGUUGGUUGCAUUAACUUUUAUGAGUGUAUAUGUUUGUGAUCAAUGAUUACAGAUAGUUGCCUUUAAGUCAUAUGACGUUUUGUGAUGCAAUGGUGUUGUCUAAAUUGGUACGGUCAGGCUUUAUAUACAUUAUUUCUCU
This is a messenger RNA of Saccostrea cuccullata (small rock oyster), 2566 nucleotides long. Its product is annotated as probable serine/threonine-protein kinase pats1. Bases 78 to 1961 code for a protein of 627 amino acids. The record is from RefSeq and is a predicted model, not a curated record. The transcript has 4 exons. Lineage: Eukaryota; Metazoa; Mollusca; Bivalvia; Ostreida; Ostreidae.